AUGGCGUCAUCCACUAAAACACACUAUUUUGAAACGUUUUCGCUUGAAAUUAGAGCAGUAGAAGCUUUGAAAAAAAUGUUGGAAAAAGGUGAAAUGCUCUAUUAUCGUUAUGUUGUUAUACCCGAUAAUACAAAGAUAUACGAUAUAAGAGAUGGCACGACUAUGAGACGCAGGAGUUUUCAUAAACUUUGCGGUGUUAUUCAAUUUCAAGAGCGUUUUAGCCCUUCGGCGGUACGUGAGAUGUUCUCGAAACAACGCAUUUAUUUAUCGGCGCUGGCUACAGCGAAAAGACCCAUCGUGUUGAUAUUGAUGCGUCUGUGGAUUAUGUGCGAAUGUUCGGGUUUACAUUACGCAGAAACAGCCUGUUCAAAUACCCCGAUAGGGUUUGGCGGGAAAAAAACGGUAAAUGAAGCACAAUUUAUGAAACCAUAUAUUAAAGCAUUACAACAUUAUAAGGAAUGUGAUAGAGAUGAUUUUUGUUAUCGUGAUUUACGAGGCGCUCGUCAAAUAUGUAAAUUUAAAAUUAUGUUAGAAAAGAAACUGGGAAAAUGA
Paramuricea clavata is the source of this 552-nucleotide messenger RNA. The record is from the annotation of a GenBank genome assembly. Lineage: Eukaryota; Metazoa; Cnidaria; Anthozoa; Malacalcyonacea; Plexauridae.